This is a messenger RNA of Mollisia scopiformis, 2743 nucleotides long. RefSeq lists its product as uncharacterized. Bases 82 to 2631 code for a protein of 849 amino acids. Lineage: Eukaryota; Fungi; Ascomycota; Leotiomycetes; Helotiales; Mollisiaceae. The transcript has a single exon. The record is from RefSeq and is a predicted model, not a curated record.
CCACGACAUCGACCGCCGAGCAACGAUAUGCAAUGGAGGAAGAUACUAGAGACGCCAACUGGGUGCUGAUAUCAAGGAAGGAUGAGGCCGAAGCUCCAGAGGCUGCUUUCGAGGCCGAGCUCUUUGAAGCUACUGCGACACUUGGUUAAAGCUCCAGAAGCAGGACGAUGUUCUACGCCGCCAAGGAGAUUUGGCGGGACUGCUGGUAGAGAUGGAGCAGUUGUGCAGGUGCAUGCAAAAUCAAAGGAGGAACCAGAUGCCCAAUUCGAGAACAACCACGAAUCCCAGGACAAAGACAACGAAACUCAGCAGCUCAAGAGCUAUAAGAGGAACGAUACCAUGGUAUUAUCGAAGCAGUCGAUAGUUGAAGUUGCAUCCAAUAAGCCUGCUAUCGAAAGCCGCCCAGCAGCCUUCCGGAGAUUGAGAUUGCACAACGUGUACGGACAAUGGCAUGAGCGUGCUUGGACACAUGCUGAAUUAGAGUUUGAAUCAGAUCUGGCUGUACCGAACGUUGUGGGAAGAAGAACGAGACUCUUGGAUACGGAAGCUCACAAGCAUGAUAUGGAUCUAUGGGGAGCUUUAUUCGACUACAGGAAAAGGAUCUAUGGAGAUGAAGGCAUUGAGACGUUUCUGAAUGCUGUCAUACAAAGAGGCGUAUCGAUACCAACGACUUCAACUCUUGCUGAUAGAUUUUGGUCGGCAUUUUUGGAUCUCGGGUUCCGGGACCCUCAGGUAUUGGACCGGAUUUUGAAAUACGCAGACCAUAUCUGGACGACAGAGAAGAAACGUUGGUCCAAGUUGUACACUCAUGUCAUGAGUUUCUUCCUCAUCAAUGACCCGUCUGAAGCCCUUCUGUGGCAUCAGCGUCUGUUCCAAAAUCAUCCUCCAGGGCUAACUCGUUUCGCCGAGAUGUGUCGAUUUGUUGUGUUUCAGAGUGGAAAUCUGGACUUGUUGAAAAAGAUCUAUAUGCAGAAUACCCAUCGCAAUGUGUACUCUAAGGUCGUUCCUCUGCUUUGCCAAAAGGAAGAUUUUGAGACUGCAAUGGAUUGGCACUUCUUCCUAUUGGAGAACGGUGACUUACCGAGCACCUCCAGAAUUGUCGAGCCUUUGAUUCAUUACUUAGCUGUUUAUAAGCCACGGUCCGCUAUUCGGGUCACUCGAAGUCUUGUUGCAGCUGGAGUAUCUUUCGCCUCGAGCACACCACAGUAUCUGGUAGACAAUACCAAGAUCUCUCGAGAGAUGAUGAAUUUGAUUCAUGGGAAGACUUUCAGCAUCUCAGUCAAGAAAUACAACGAUAAUCUGGGUGCGAGAUGGUUCGCAACGUGCUGGAUUUCUCUAGAUAUUGCUAUUAAUGGUGUCCACGCUCUUGGCGUGGAAGAAAUAGGACCCCUAUCGCUGCAAGCCAUUGCUCUCAGAGAGUCAGAUCCAGAAGCCAUCAAGCUUCGAAUUGAGCAACUCCGAGAUCUGGGAAUCUCUAUUGGCACUUCUUUGUACUCUCGAGCCAUUCAACACUUCGCAGAAUCGGGACAUCGGAAUCAUUUGGAAGGACUUCUCAACAGCGAUCAGCACCCAGAUGAACUCGAAGAUAGCAAACUACAAGAAGAACUGCUGUCUUCAUUUGCAAAAACUGGAGACGAGGCCCAAUAUCGAAGGACAUUGUGUAUACAAUCCUUGGCUAGCCACUCCCCAGCGAUCGAAAGUCGAAAUCUCGAGCUACGAGCCCAAAUCGCCCUGGGAGAUCAAGAAGGAAUCAGAGCGACGCUGAACAAGAUGAAGGACGAAAAGUGUCCAGUCAAGUCGCACUCAAUAUCACAGCUCAUCCGUUUCACAUUGACGCCUCGACAACGCGGGAGUCGACCAGUCACCCUGCCCAGGGUAACGAACGGGAGGAAGCACGACGAUAUAUAUGAAUGUGUUGCCCUUCUAAAGGAAGUCAUGGAAUCUAGCACCUCCAUCCCUGUCAUCCAUUGGCGGGAAAUUCUCCGCCGCCUUGGCAUGCUUGGCAGGUUUAACGAUCUUCGUUCCCUUGUCCUAUUCCUCACGAUGUGGUAUUCUUCUGGAAGUCGAUUGCCUAAAACACGUCACAAUUACGUGCCAAGAUCAGUUUCUACCAGUCACCCUCUUCACCCUCUUAAGAUUCUGUUCAAUCGAGACUUCCAACGAGCCGUCGUCGAAUGGGGUUUUAUCACCAACCUUCGAAAAAAUCCUAGCACCAUUAAUCCAAGACAUUCGUAUGUCCGCCUGCCAGAUUCGUCGCUACCAGACAUCACUUCUGGCAUCGAUAUAUUAAAACUUCUGCACCAUCGAGGCGUUCACAUCCACGGACCCACCAUCAGAAAAGCCUUAAUGAAUCGCUUCAUCACCUACUAUGGUCCCGGACGGUCCUCGAAGUUGUACAAUCGCCUCGCGAAGCGGAGGAUGCAAGGAAAGUUGAGCAUGGUUAUCAAACAGCUUGAUAAAGCAUUUGAUGGCCGGCACUCUUCGACUGUGGAUAUGCCAAGGUUGAUCCAAGUUGUAGCGACCAAGAGAUGGGAUAAGAUCAAAAGAAGGAAAAUCAAACAGCUUGCGCAGGCUCCGGUGCUGAAGGCUUUGCCUGGGUAUAAGCAAGCUUUGUAUGACGACUUGUAUUGAUGGCGUAGACAGAGCUGUGAAUAAUGUAUUCGAUCUUGUAUAAUACUCGUCCAGAUCAUGGUUCCGUUGUGCUUCGUUGUGAUCUUUGUUAAAUGAUCAGUAUUUUCUUCUG